Orcinus orca (killer whale) is the source of this 752-nucleotide messenger RNA. It is a transcript of the gene UBL4A, whose product is annotated as ubiquitin like 4A. Bases 112 to 699 code for a protein of 195 amino acids. Gene Ontology annotation, molecular function: protein binding. The record is from RefSeq and is a predicted model, not a curated record. The transcript is spliced from 5 exons. Gene Ontology annotation, biological process: post-translational protein targeting to endoplasmic reticulum membrane. NCBI's taxonomy places the organism in Eukaryota, Metazoa, Chordata, Mammalia, Artiodactyla, Delphinidae.
CGCGCGACUUCCGGCAGCGGCGGCUGGUUCUGGCGCGCGCCCGGGGCGGCGGCGCGCGGCGGGGGUCUGUAGGGCUUCGCGCCGGCCGGAGUGGACGCCGCCGCGGCCGCCAUGCAUCUAACAGUGAAGGCGCUCCAGGGCCGCGAGUGCAACCUGCAGGUGUCGGAGGACGAGCUGGUGUCCACGCUGAAACAUCUGGUCUCCGAGAGGCUGAACGUCCCCGUCCGCCAGCAGCGGCUGCUGUUCAAGGGCAAGGCCCUGGCAGAUGGGAAAAGACUCUCCGAUUACAGCAUUGGGCCCAAUUCCAAGCUCAACCUAGUGGUCAAACCUCUGGAGAAGGUGUUACUGGAAGAAAGCAGCGCGCGGACAGUGGCCGAGGCCCCGCCCCCACCCCCGGCCACCUGGCCUCUAAUCUCCAAAGUCCUGGCCCGUCACUUCAGCGCCGCAGAUGCCAGCAGAGUCCUGGACCAACUCCAGAGGGAUUAUGAGAGGUCCCUGAGCCGCCUGACGCUGGAUGACAUCGAACGCUUGGCUGGCCGCUUCCUGCACCCUGAAGUGACUGAAGCUAUGGAGAAGGGGUUCUCCAACGUCUGCUUCAUCCCAGGCCUCUGCCUCAGGAUCAGAAGAUGGUUGCCUGCAGCUUCCACCAAAUCCCUCGAUCACAGCCAGCAAGGAGCACCUUCCCGACCUGUAGCGUAGCUUCUUUCUCAGAUGCCCCCGGCAAAUAAACGCUGUCCUUUCGUUGGUCAGAA